Molecule: messenger RNA, 471 nt
Organism: Brassica napus (rape)
Lineage: Eukaryota; Viridiplantae; Streptophyta; Magnoliopsida; Brassicales; Brassicaceae
Product: protein LURP-one-related 5-like
Exons: 3
Coding region: 1-471 (156 amino acids)
Source: RefSeq, a predicted model, not a curated record
AUGAAUAAGAACGUAUGGUCUUCUAUUUUCAUUGCUUUAGAACUUAUGAACUUAUGUGGACGAAAGAGGCCGAGUUUGCGACGGAGAUGGGAGGGGUAUCUCGGGGAGAGAACAGACGGUCAAAAACCGAUCUUCGGAGUGAGGAGAUCGUCGAUGAUCGGGAGGAACAGCGUGACGGUGGAGGUUUACGCGGAGUACGAGUGCAACGAGUACUUGAUCGAAGGAAAUUUCGGGCAAAGGAGCUGCACCGUGGUGGAGGCGGAGACGAGGCGGAAGGUGGCGGAGAUACGUCGUAAAGUGGAUGCGUCAACGAACGUGAUGCUUGGGAAAGACGUUUUCUCGUUGAACGUGAAGGCCGGUUUUGAUGGAGCCUUUGCCAUGGGAUUGGUCCUUGUGCUUGAUCAGAUCUACGGUGACGAUUACGUCGAGGUUGGUGAAGAACAGGUGCACCCUUACGCAGAAGAUCAUUAA